Trichomonas vaginalis G3 is the source of this 983-nucleotide messenger RNA. RefSeq lists its product as uncharacterized. The record is from RefSeq and is a predicted model, not a curated record. The annotation marks the transcript as partial. NCBI's taxonomy places the organism in Eukaryota, Parabasalia, Trichomonadida, Trichomonadidae. The transcript has a single exon.
AAAGUAGAUGUUUUCUCAAAGACUCGACAUGAAGAUGUAUGGAGUCAUUCGGGAACAUGCAGAACAGGACAAAUUGUUAGUGGUCCAAUUACAGCAGGAAAAUCAUUUGAUUUUAAGCUUCGUUUAAGAAUUCCUGUUAGAAAGUUUUUACCAUUAGAAGCUAUAAGAUUUAUUCCUGCAUUUGCUGGUAACAUUCAGCUUAAAGUAAAGUUCAGUAGCGACGCAUUACAAUGCACAUCUAUAUCUGUAAAUGAUAUCAUUGCUUUCAAUCCAACUCUUAAAGUUGCAUUUGCUUCAGAUUCAAAUCCACCGACAAAUAAAUUUGUUCCAUGGAAUGAACCAUUCACUAUGAUAACGAAGGCAAUAGAAGCUAGUGGAACAGUUACUAUUACAACUGUAACCCAGCAACUAUUUCGAACAAAGAUGGAUUUUAAUGAAUGUUUCAUUCAUCCAAAGUCAUUCUCUUUAGACCCUAACAUUUAUACAGAACUUGUAGAACAUUAUACAAACGAGGCUUUAUGUUUUCCUGUUAAAGUUAUGGAUUGGAUUCCUAUGGACGGUUCAUUCUCAAAGAAUACAGAUAGUUCAAGUGCAACAUUUACAGCAGCUUAUACGCCUAUUAAUGUUAAAAGUAUUUGGGCACUAUUUAGAAAGAAAGACAACUAUUAUGUUAAUUUUGAGAACCCUAAGUUUAAAUAUCUUCAGCUUUCCAUGGGAGCUUAUGGAAAUAUGCCUGCAGAACCUGAAAAAUCAUAUGGACCUGUAUUUUAUGAAAUGGUUGCGAACGCUUGCAAUACAAACAAUGAUAUGAUUGGAUUUAAUGAAGAUGUUAUGAGGUCAUUGGUGGAUGAUGGUAGUGUGGAACAUAAAUGGGAUAGCUAUGACAACACACAUUUCUUAUGUGGUUUUCCAACAGAAGUGGACUUUUGCUUCCAGCAAGGUCAAACAUCUACUGCUCCAAUAACAUACAAAUUGUCUGUUAA